AGAUUCUGCUGUUCGAUCUGUGUGGAUCUACUGAAGGAUCCGGUGACUACUGUCUGUGGACACAGCUACUGUAAGAGCUGUAUUAACACCCACUGGGACAAAGAGGAGGAGAGAGGAAGCUACAGCUGUCCUCAGUGUAGAGAGACCUUCACACCGAGGCCUGUCCUGGAGAAAAACACCAUGUUAGCUGAUUUAGUGGAGGAGCUGAAGAAGACUGGACUCCAAGCUGCUCCUGCUGAUCACUGCUCUGCUGGACCUAAUGAUGUGGCCUGUGAUGUCUGCACUGGAAAAAAACGGAAAGCUCACCUCCAGCCUCAUCUUCAGUCCCCUCCAUUGAAGAAGCACAAGCUGGUGGAGCCCUCAGAGAAGCUCCAGGAGAACAUCUGCUCUCGUCACGACGAGGUGAUGAAGAUGUUCUGCCUCACUGAUCAGCAGUGUAUCUGUUAUCUCUGCUCUGUGGAUGAACAUAAAGACCACGACACAGUGUCAGCUGCAGCAGAAAGGACUGAGAGGCAGAGAGAGCUCGGGCUGAGGAGACAAACAAUCCAGCAGAGAGUCCAGGACACAGAGAAAGACGUGAAGCUGCUUCAACAGGAGGAGGAGGGCGUCAAUGGCUCUGCUGAUAAAGCAGUGGAGGACAGUGAGGAGAUCUUCACUGAGCUGAUCCGUCUGCUGGAGAAAAGAAGCUCUGAUGUGAAGCAGCAGAUCAGAUCCCAGCAGGAAACUGAAGUGAGUCGAGUCAGAGAGCUUCAGGAGAGACUGGAGAAGGAGAUCACUGAGCUGAAGAGGAAAGACCAUAUACUGAAGGAGCUCUCAGACACAGAGGAUCACGCUGACUUCUUAAGAUAUUCACAGGAAAUCACACUGGAUCCAAACACAGCACACACACAUCUGUUAUUAUCUGAGGGAAACAGAAAAGUAACAUGGAUGUGUGAAGAUCAGUCUUAUUCUGAUCACCCAGACAGAUUCACUGAUUUUUAUCAGGUCCUGAGUAGAGAGAGUCUGACUGGACGUUGUUACUGGGAGGUGGAGGUGGGGGUGGGAGUAGUUUGUGUAGCAGUCACAUACAAGAAUAUCAGCAGAGCAGGACGCUCAAAGGAAUGUAUAUUUGGAUUCAAUGAUAAAUCUUGGUCAUUAUAUUGUUAUAGAAACAGAUAUGAAUUUUAUUACAGCAACAUCGACACUCCAGUGUCAGGUCCCGUGUCCUCCAGAGUAGGAGUGUACCUGGAUCACAGUGCAGGUGUUCUGUCCUUCUACAGCGUCUCUGACACCAUGACUCUCCUCCACAGAGUCCAAACCACAUUCACUCAGCCUCUCUAUGCUGGAGUUUGGGUUAAGUAUGGAGCCGCAACUGAGUUCUGUACACUCAAAUAG
Molecule: messenger RNA, 1374 nt
Organism: Limanda limanda (common dab)
Lineage: Eukaryota; Metazoa; Chordata; Actinopteri; Pleuronectiformes; Pleuronectidae
Product: tripartite motif-containing protein 16-like
Exons: 2
Molecular function (GO): zinc ion binding; protein binding
Source: RefSeq, a predicted model, not a curated record